Molecule: messenger RNA, 1849 nt
Organism: Zophobas morio
Lineage: Eukaryota; Metazoa; Arthropoda; Insecta; Coleoptera; Tenebrionidae
Product: E3 ubiquitin-protein ligase RNF13-like
Exons: 6
Coding region: 399-1577 (392 amino acids)
Biological process (GO): ubiquitin-dependent protein catabolic process
Molecular function (GO): ubiquitin protein ligase activity
Source: RefSeq, a predicted model, not a curated record
AGUCAGUUCUUAAUGUGGUAGUGUUUAUUUCUCAAGACUUAAUUAAUUAAACCCAACUCUGCCAAAUUUAAACCGAAUUUCUAGUGUUCGCAAUCACGAAAAUCGAUAACCGCUCCAUCGAUAGUAUAAUCAACGGAUGUCGUCCGACUAGUGUGUGUUAAUUAUUUUAUUUACAAAGACGUAAUUUGAAGGUUGUCUGUUUGACAUAUUAAUUAACUCAUCGUACAACAACAAUAUCGGAUUGCUCAUUAUCUUUGUAAAUUCCCUCGUAUAUCAGCGAGAUAAUGCUCGAAGCAAUUUAAAACUAAACCCAUUUCAGGGAUGCUCCAUUGCCAAAUCAAAAAAAAAUAUCAUUGAUAAAUUAUGUGAUAGUUCUUCGUUCUACUCCAAGUUACGCCAUGGGGCCGGAGUUAAUGUGCAUGCUGUGUCUGCUCCAGUACGCUUCAGCCGAAAUCUAUGCAAUUCGAUUUGAUUCGCAGCUAUAUUUUGAAGAGUUCGAAGACGCCCCUGCAACCUUUGGCAGAAAAUUGUCAGAUGGAGUAGUCGUCCGCGGCGUCUUGGUGAACGCCGAGCCUCCAGACGGUUGCGCCGAGCUCCAGCCGCCCCCGUCCGACGAGAACGAAACGGGAAAAUGGAUAGUGCUGAUGCCCCGGUACACUGAGAAGAGGAACUGUUCCUUCGAGCAGAAGGUGCGCACGGGCCAGGCCGCCGGCUACGACGCCGUGGUGGUCCACAAUGUCAACUCCAACCAGCUGGUGCCGAUGUCCGCCAAGAACGAUACAGGUAUCAACAUCCCGUCCGUGUUCGUGAGCGAAUCCUCCGGACUCAUGUUGAAGAAGAUCUACGCGGAUCCCAAAUACUUUAUUGUGAUAACGGGGGAAUCGCCGUUUAAUAUACAAACGCAUCUGCUGAUUCCGUUCGCUAUCGUAGUGGGGAUCUGUUUCAUUGUGAUGAUUAUAUUUUUGGUGGUGAAGUGCAUUAAGGACAGAAGGAGGCAGAGGCGGCACAGACUGCCUACUUCCACACUCAAUAAAAUACCAAUUUGUAAAUACCAGAAAGGGGAUCCGUAUGAGACCUGUGCUAUUUGUUUGGACGAUUAUAUCGAGGGGGAGAAGUUGAGAGUUCUUCCAUGUAACCAUGUAUACCACACCAAGUGCAUAGACCCAUGGCUGACCAAGAACCGCCGCGUCUGCCCCAUCUGCAAGCGCAAGGUGUUCGCCCACGACGAGCCCCAGCACGACUCCGACAGCGACACCGACGCCGACGACACGACGCCCCUCAUCAACUCCAGCAACCGGGGCACCCAGGGGGGCACCUUCCAGCCGCAGAGCGAGAACCCCAUCCAGCGGGCCGUGCGCUCGAUAUCGCAGCAGUCCGGAGCCGUCAACUUCGUGACGGCAUCCGACCACCACAGCAUCAACGGGGACUACCAGAGCUGCCACAGCUCGACGACGGGAUCUGAGGAGUGUCUCUUGCGGAACGAGGGCGAGAACGCUUGUGAUAACCUAGACGAGGUCCACGUUCACACCCAGCCCGAGGUGGCGAGCGUGGCCAGCAGCGGCGACGUGCACGUAUGAUUUCUUAUGUUUGAUUAUUUUAGAGUUUAGGUUGCUUUUAUGACCUUCUAGUCUUGUACGGAAGUUUAAGAUUCGUAUAGGAUCACGGAACGUGCUGGUGCUAUUCGUUUUGUUGAUUAAAUUUACUCGAUGACUGUAUUUAAUUUCGUUGACCUUGAUGAUUUGUGACUGGGGAGGGUUGCGCUCGAGGCGCGGCCGAGCGCUGCGGCUCGAGGGGCGAACUGGCACACCUGUAUAUGUAAGCUUACAAGUAAAUAUAUUUUUUGAUGGUU